Molecule: messenger RNA, 2615 nt
Organism: Sceloporus undulatus (fence lizard)
Lineage: Eukaryota; Metazoa; Chordata; Lepidosauria; Squamata; Phrynosomatidae
Gene: ARHGAP15
Product: Rho GTPase activating protein 15
Exons: 14
Coding region: 131-1534 (467 amino acids)
Biological process (GO): regulation of GTPase activity; signal transduction
Cellular component (GO): cytoplasm
Source: RefSeq, a predicted model, not a curated record
GGCAAAAUGAGAUUUGUAGCCUUCAGAUACACAACCGUUUCAUGUUUUCCAUUUUUAAAAGUUACAGUUGGCUGUUGGUACAGCAGAUAAGAAGCUGAGGUGCAACAAGCCGUAGAUUGAAAUAUUAAUCAUGCAGCAGUUAGCAUCUUCUGAUCCAAGUGCUGCAAAACUGCAUCCUUCCCACGAAAACAUAGCUGCUGUUCAGAUGAGGAUAAAGACUGCCAACAGUCCCCAUGACAGACACAGCCAAAGUAAAUCAAUGAUACUGUCUGAUAAUCUGAAAGUCACUGAACCUAUAUCCCGUCACAGAAGGAAUCGUUCCCAACAUAAUUUAACACUUCCUGAGUUCAUUAGCCCACUGGAGCAAAUGGUAAUUAAAGAAGGGUGUCUACUAAAAGCAAAAAUUGCAGAUGAAGGCAAGAAGCUAAGGAAAAACUGGACUACUUCUUGGCUUGUUCUCACGGGUUGGAAAAUAGAAUUUUACAAAGAAUCCAAGCAGCCAGCUGUGGCCAAUCUGAAAUCUGGGUAUAAACCUGAAUGGGUAGACCUGCAUGGAGCUCACAUUGAAUGGACUAAGGACAAAUCUAGCAAAAAGAAUGUCUUCCAGAUCACAACAGUAUCAGGAAAUGAGGUCCUUCUUCAAUCAGAUAUUGAUUUUGUCAUCUUAGAAUGGUUCCAUGCUAUCAAAAAUGCAAUCGAGAGACUGUCAAGGAAAAACGAAUUCAAGAUUCCAAGAUCUUCUAGUUCUGAAUUGUUGAACAGUUUUGACACUGAUUCCAAGGAACCAAAGCCAGAAAACAGAAGAUCUUUAAUUUUUAGGCUCACCUACAGUAUUUCUGAUACAACUGACAGAAACAGAGUUAAGAGCAGGCUAAAGAAGUUUAUUACUCGACGACCUUCAUUGAGAACUUUGCAAGAAAAGGGAAUAAUUAAAGAUCAAGUUUUUGGUUCCCAUUUGCACAGAGUUUGUGAACGUGAAGGCUCCACGGUUCCUCAGUUCGUUAAAAUGUGCAUAAAUGCUGUUGAAAACCGAGGUCUGGAUGUUGAUGGAAUAUACCGAGUCAGCGGCAAUCUGGCAACGAUACAGAAGUUACGAUUUGUUGUCAAUCAGGAAGAGAAGUUGAAUUUGGACGACAGCCAGUGGGAGGACAUCCACGUUGUCACCGGAGCACUCAAGAUGUUUUUCAGAGAGCUGCCUGAGCCACUGUUCCCAUACUGCUUCUUUGAACAGUUUGUGGAAGCAAUAAAAACCCAAGAUGACAACAGAGUGAAAUCCAUAAAAGAACUUGUACAGAAGCUCCCCAGACCAAACUAUGACACCAUGAAAAUACUAUUUGAACAUCUACAAAAGAUAGCAGCAAAGGAGAACCUGAACCUUAUGACACCUCAGAGUUUAGGAAUUGUGUUUGGACCCACCCUCCUUCGACCUGAAAAAGAAACAGGAUCCAUGGCAGUCCACAUGGUGUACCAAAACCAGCUGGUUGAGCUAAUGCUGAGCAAAUACUCCACGAUCUUCAAUUCUGAGAAAGACUGACAGACUAGAAAAGUGAUGGAAUAUGUUCACAUCUGUCUUGAUAGCUAAUAUUUUUACAUUUCUGUAAACAUCUUUCUGAAAUAUUUCUUUUUCCUUCUAGUGACAGAUGCCUCAUUUUGUGAAAACUUAAUGACGUUUUUGUCUUUAAAUGUCCAAACAUUGCAGUAAAAAUAUAUUGUCAACAUUUGCUUAUAUGUACUCAGUAUUAACCCUUUCCAUGAGUCAGUUUCAGCACACUCUCCUAUGCUUUGUCAUUUUGUAUUCCUUUAUUUUACACUGGGAUUAGACAGUAUGACCAAAUUCAGAGGAAAUAUUGCUUAGAGGCAUAUGCAGUGGUGCACCCAGACAAGCGGGGUUGGAGGUUAAUGGAUUUAAAUGGGAGGUUGGAACAAUUAAACUGGUACUGAUAAUAGUCUAUCGCUUAAAAUGAUUUUUAAUGUAUAUACCUGUUCUUGUGUGGGCAAAUGAUAAAAACACACUGAAGAGUAAUUUCUCCUUGAGGGAAAGUCAAAGGAUCAAAUGUUGCCACUGAUUUUCAUGCCCCUCCCAAAAAGGAGUGAAAUGUUGUGAAGAUUGUGUUAUAAACUAUAAGGAUGAAAUUAACUCCUGGAUCUCAUCUUAAAUGCCAGCCACUGCAAUGCACCAAUUGCCAAAUGCUUAUGUUAAAUGUGACAUCCAUUUUGAAUCUCCAUCCCUCUGUGUAACUUUGCUCUUUCCCUAGCUAUGUCAUGAUUUGGAGAAUUCUAUAUUGUGCUCUCAAAGAUGCUUUAUUGGUGAACUGCAUUAAAUUCAUCUAGAAAGAACUUUUUCUAAAAGCCUUUUCAUAUGCCCUUAGGAUUACUUGGCUAGACUUGAAUCAAUUUAUACAUUUGAUGGUUAGUUUCAGUUGUCAUGGAUAAACAAAAGGGUAACUGUCUAGAAUAUAUCAAAUAUUGUUUCAUUCCGAAAUGUAUGUUUCCAGCUAUACAUAUCCCCUAUCCUGUUUUGUAAAAGUAUUCCACUGAUAAAAUGUAGACUUAUGUUUGACAGCUUUUUAAUCAAGUUCAAAGAGAAUAAAUAAAACUAAUCCAGUGUGGUAAAA